Molecule: messenger RNA, 766 nt
Organism: Rotaria sp. Silwood1
Lineage: Eukaryota; Metazoa; Rotifera; Eurotatoria; Philodinida; Philodinidae
Source: the annotation of a GenBank genome assembly
AAAUGACUUUUUUUUUCUGUAACUAUCUAGUUGAAAUAUAUUAAAUGGUUUUAAAAAUUCUACACUAUAUCAACUUUAUUUGACUUUUCAUGAUGACACUAUUUUUUCACAGACGAAUCUCUUUUAAAUAUUACUGGUUGACCAACAACAAAACUUCGUAAUAAGUUUUGUUUGAGUAUUAUUGUUCAGAUUAUUAAAAUGUUUAAAUGCAAUUAAUUCAAAAGAAAGUUGCCAGUGUUUUGGGUGUGGGUGUCGGUGGGUGUGGAUGUUUAGUCUUUUACACUGCCACCCACAUCCGUGAUCUUUUCUUCACAUUUUUCGUUAUAUUCAUAUUAAUAAUGAUGUUGCUCUUCAUGCUGCUUUCCACGAUUUUUCUGAUGGCCGUUAUGUAGAUUUUUGCGCUGCUAUUGUUGAUACUGACGAUGCUCGCGAUCGUUUUCAUGAUGUUCUUGCCGAUGAAAAUGCUUCUACCGAUUAUUGUGCUGAUGCUGCUGCCGAAUAUACAAUUGCUCUUCAGAGGGUUCGUGCAAGCGCUCGUUUAGCAGGUAUGCUUGCCGAAUAUCGUGCUGAGAUUGCUCGUAAUUCUGCUAUUAAUGACUCUGUAACUGCUGAUGCUCAUAUACGUUCUAUUGACGAUACUGCUACUCUUGAGCCUCAUAUACCUUCUGAUCAUGCCUCUUCCACGGCUGAUGUUCAUCUAUCUUCUGUUCAUGACGCUGCUAAUGUUGAGGUUCUUCCUCCUAAUGCACGUAGUGCAUGUUGCUAG